GCCCCCGGCCCCCUCUGGGCAGCCCUGCUCCGAGCCCACCUGUGCCCCCAGGGAUGGUGCUGCUACUGCAGAGGGCCCUUGGCUCUCCGCUCCCCUCGCCCUGCCCCGUGCCUGCGGGCGGGGGAGACAGACCGUUGGGCUCAAAGCCGGUCCCGAGCCCGGCGCUCCUAACGGGGCGGGUGGGGUUGCCGGGCGCGCGCAGGCCCCGGCUCUCGCGGCCGCUUUCCAACCGCCCGCCCCCGUCGGUCUCCAUGGUGACGGCGUGGGGCCAUGGCGGAGGUGGCCGCGGUGCUGCUGCCGGGGGAGGCCGAGGCCCUGGUGCAGGCGCUGCGGAGCGGCCCGCUGCGGAACACCGGGGACCACAGAUGGCUCCGGCAGCACGAGGCCAUCGAGAAGCUGAACAUGCAGGCCAUUCUGAGCGCCUCUGCCGGCCAGGAACAGCUCCUAAUCGAGCUGCUGGUGAACUAUGCCAAGAUCCCUACUCUCAUCGAGGAAUUGAUCUCUGUGGAGAUCUGGAAGCACAAGGUGUUCCCUGUGCUGUGCCAGCUGGAGGAUUUCAAGCCAAAAAGCACCUUUCCCAUCUACUUGGUGCUGCACCAUGAAGCUUCUAUUGUCAACCUCCUGGAGACAGUGUUUUUUCAUAAGGAGAUCUGCGAAUCAGCUGAGGACACCAUUCUGGACUUGAUCGAUUAUAGCUACCGGAAACUGACCCUGCUAGCAGCUUGGAGCACCAACAGGGAGUUUCCAACCCACGAAAAGCUUCUGCCUGAGGAUCUGACCAAUGCAUCAUCAAUGCAGGAACUACAGAAGCAGGCAGAGAUGAUGGAGUUUAAGAUCUCCCUGAGGGCUCUUUCUGUGCUCCGUUUCAUCACUGAUCAGGUAGACAGUUUGCCACUGAGUGCCCUGACACGGAUGCUGAACACUCAUAACGUGCCCUGCCUCCUGGUAGAGCUCCUGGAGCAUUGUCCAUGGUGCCACCGUGAAGCAGGCAAGCUAAAGAAGUUUGAGAAUGGAGUGUGGCAUGUGGUGCCCCCUGAAGACCAUGUGAAGAUGACCAAGCUGGAUGGGCAGGUGUGGAUUGCCCUCUAUAACCUCCUCCUGAGCCCAGAAUGCCAGAGGAAAUACAACUUAGACGGUUUCAACAAGAGCCAGCUCCUAAAGCUCCGUGCAUUCCUGACUGAUGUCCUCAUUGACCAGUUGCCAAAUCUGGUGGAGAUGCAGAGAUUUCUGAGCCACCUCGUAAUGACAGAGCCUGUUCCACCCAAAAAGGACCUCAUCCUGGAGCAGGUUCCUGUCAUCAGGGACCGCAUUGUCAGAGAGAAUUCUGGGAAGUGGCAGGCGAUCGCCAAGCACCAGGUGAAGCACAUGUUCAGCCCCUCAGAGGAUGAGUUGAAAGAUCUGGCAUGCUGGUGGGCACGGACAUACAACCUGGAUGUGAUGGAGGCUCUCGUCCCAGAGAAACCCAAGUGUGGGCUGUGCGGCUUUGAGGCAACAAAGCGCUGCUCUCGAUGCCAGAACGAGUGGUACUGCAAACGGGAAUGCCAGGUGCAGCACUGGCAGAAGCACAAGAAAGCUUGCAACCUGAUGGCUGAUGCCCUGAAGAAAAUAAAAGAGGACCUGAAAGUGCAGCCGUAAUGCAGAGCCAGAGCUUUCCAAAGAGGGACUUCUCCUCCCAGGCAUUCCAGCAAUCCGAGAGCAAAGGGUCGCCAGUUAGAACUAGAGACAGACAACCCCUUGUUCAUCUAACCUGGGCCCAGUGCACCACUGGUGCCUGCCUCCUGUGUAACUGUACAUGCUGUGGUAAUGCAUGGGCUGCUCCAGAUCCCAGCCUUGCAGCCACGGACAGUAGGCCCAGAUCCACUACCAUGGGAUCAUGUUCAGCUCAGUGGGAGGCAGCAGCCACUGGCCAGCACAACUGCUGAGAUUGGGAGCCUUGGUUCUCUCAUACCCCAUUCUGUCUCCUAGUCUCUAAACACUUCCUUGCUUGAGAACAGGCUUAUCCUGACCUCGGGGACUCAUUUAUGCUAAGCAGCUUUCUCCGUGCUGCCACCCAUGACACAGAAGCAGCUUGUGUUACCGGGCAUCCUGCCCGAAGCAGGCGCCACCUCCCGUCAUGCAGCAUGGCAGUGAGCGCAGAUCUCGCCACACUGCGGCAGAGCACAAUGGCAGCUGACAAGUUUGGAACUAACCACUGACUGCUGCUCUCACUACCUGCUGCUGGGACUGUACCAUGGGCCUUAAGGAAAAUAUAUUUUCUGCUCCCAGGGCUCAGAGGCCAGCAAUAGCCGCACUGGGCUCAGACCCUCUUCUGCUGUGACUCCCCCCUCCCCCCCCCCUUACAAUUUGUUCUCCAGUAAAUGGGUUGAACCACUAA
Mauremys reevesii (Reeves's turtle) is the source of this 2374-nucleotide messenger RNA. It is a transcript of the gene ZMYND10, whose product is annotated as zinc finger MYND-type containing 10. The transcript is spliced from 12 exons. Gene Ontology annotation, cellular component: cytoplasm; centriolar satellite. NCBI's taxonomy places the organism in Eukaryota, Metazoa, Chordata, Testudines, Geoemydidae. The coding region runs from base 271 to 1635 and encodes 454 amino acids. Gene Ontology annotation, biological process: outer dynein arm assembly; inner dynein arm assembly; motile cilium assembly. The record is from RefSeq and is a predicted model, not a curated record.